Alternaria hordeiaustralica is the source of this 735-nucleotide messenger RNA. RefSeq lists its product as uncharacterized. The transcript has 2 exons. The record is from RefSeq and is a predicted model, not a curated record. Lineage: Eukaryota; Fungi; Ascomycota; Dothideomycetes; Pleosporales; Pleosporaceae. The coding region runs from base 1 to 735 and encodes 244 amino acids.
AUGUUGAGUCCUAUACAGUCCGCACCCGCACCCACACCCAACGCGCACGACCUCGCAACGUCUGGCAUGGCAUCGCGGAGGGGCCAGCCCAAAAGGAAGGCCACGGAAAACGCAGAUCACUUCGGCGUCCGACUCCAUACAGCGGCCGCGCUCAACACGACCAAUGAAGGUAUCAGCAACUCCAUCAGCGGAGAACAAGAGGACAAUGGAGACUGGGCGGGUAUGACCGCGGAACAUGACCACGAUCUACAAGAUGAGACCCCUGCAGACGCCAACACUGAUAUUAAUGUCGUCAACGUAUGGUCCACAGCCUGUGCUAUACCCAAGCUCAAGAUAGGUGCAUGGGUUAUGAACAUUUCCGAAAUGGAAGAAUGGCAACCGCUCGGCGAUGUUGCGUCGGGUAACAGUAUCGCUGCAAGAUUCUUGACAGACUUCACUUCCGACCAAGCCAAGCAUGCGGCAUAUGCAGGGGUGGCUAGGAACGCAGCACUUUAUAUCGCCGGGGGCAAAUGCAUCAACAUUCUCGUCUUGCAGAAUGGCUGUGGUCGAAUGGCUUUUGAGAACGCUCGUGCAAACACGCAUAGGGCUUGCGACACUUGCAUUCGCACCCGGCGCCUUUGCGUACGAGUCGUACAUUGUCGCUUGGGUACAAAGCUCUGCGUCUAUCCGCUACCUGAAGCCUGUCGUGAGAGCAAGGCGCUGGGUUCCAUCGCUGCCUGGGUCAUUGGAGGAUGA